Molecule: messenger RNA, 693 nt
Organism: Pocillopora verrucosa
Lineage: Eukaryota; Metazoa; Cnidaria; Anthozoa; Scleractinia; Pocilloporidae
Source: RefSeq, a predicted model, not a curated record
CGCGAUAAACGGCAAGAGAAGCCAAAGAUCGUCAGAGCAAGUUUGGAAAGAAAACCUUUAAUAGGCAAAUAUGGCUCAGGUAACUGAGAUCCUUUCCUGUAAUCGUAUGAUCAAAAAGGCACACAAGCUUGACCACGGAGGAAACCUUAUGAUGGCAGCUUUGCCUCACGGAGACCUUCAAAUCUUAAUAACGUUUACUGGAAGCCACAGGAAUGAACGAACAGAUUUUAAAGUUGACCAAUCCCUUCAAUAUAUGGCAAAUACCUUUAGUAUUGAGUUAGAUGGCAACCUCUACUACUUGUGUGCAGAAGGGGACAAGGUGUUUCUACAGAAACUGGUUGCCAAACAACCCAAUGACAAAAAAUACAUGUUUGAAGUUAAAUAUGUAAAUGACAGCAGCAAUUAUAUGUCUAUUAAAUCAAUAAAAACUGGGAAGUACCUUGCUAGUGAUGAGGAUGGCAAAGCAUUUAUGGAGGAAGUCAACCCCUCCUCAUUGGUUGAUGGUCAGCCAAUAGACAGACAAACAUGGUUUUAUCUGCAUCGCAUGGAAACAGUGAAAAGGGAAAGAGAAAGUACCUUACACAGUUGUUACUGUGAUGGUGCAAGUCUUGACUAUUCAGUCCUGUAUCAAACUCAAGUGGAAGCUUGUUAGGUGUUAAUAAAUUGCAAUUUUAAAAUAUGUGUAGAGGAAUA